Molecule: messenger RNA, 2419 nt
Organism: Neodiprion virginianus
Lineage: Eukaryota; Metazoa; Arthropoda; Insecta; Hymenoptera; Diprionidae
Product: ABC transporter F family member 4-like
Exons: 4
Coding region: 499-1527 (342 amino acids)
Source: RefSeq, a predicted model, not a curated record
GUAGCGGUUUUUCGGAACGUGCCCAUUAUUCUUUGCUAUCAAAAAUAUUUAUUAAAUAAAUUACAUUAUGUUUAGUUAGUAAAAAGAGAUGAGUUAGCACAGUGUUAAAUGCGUGAGUUUAAUGAUGCAUGAAGAUGUGAAGCACAGUUUAUGAAAUAUAAGUCAAAUUUCAUAUGAAAAUCGUAAUAAACGGUAAUCAAUUUGAUCUGUUUUUAAUCAGGCCAAUGCAGUGCCAUUAGGGCUACUUUCCGAAACAAGCUGGCAGCGCUAAGAACUCCCUAGGACAGAGGCAGAGCUAGCCGCAAACUCGGCGGCGUAAGAGAGAUAAAAAAUUGCUGACAGCACUAUAAGCGAAUUCCAGGCAUUCACGUGGCUUGACGUCGCGGAUUUCAAUUCGAGGAUUCGAUAGGAUUCCGUAAUCGACGUCGACAGCCUUGUCUUUAUCCUUCAAUUCUCGACUCGCGGCGCAUAGCCCGCCAAAAACACCGGGAAACAAACAUGGCUCCACGGAAAAACGCAAAACGUGUCGAAGAUGAACCCUUGGAAACGGCAGCUCGGGGCGGCGACGUUAGUCCAACAAAGAAAAAGAAAACAGCCGUACAAAAAUCGGUAAUUACAGACGAGCCGAGAGAAGUGAGGCUUCCGAGGGCUGCCAAAAAUAAAAAACCAGAGUCGGUUGAGGAAGUGCCAGCGCCCGUUAAGAAGCCGGUCAAACCGAAGGCUGCCAAAAAGGCAAAUGACGUCGAAGAAGACUUGAACGAGAAUCGAGUCAAGGCAAUGACGAAAAAAACGCAAAACGACAUGGAAGAACCUAAUGUAAAACCUCAUUCCAAAGGAAGAUCUAAGAAAAAUGUCAAGGAUCAACGACCAGCUAAAGCAGAAUCUGCUGAUAAUGAUAAGAAGGUGGCAUCUAAAAAUAAGGGCGGUGCAAAAAAAACUGAGGCAAUGAAAUCAAAGGAAGUCAAGCCUAAAGGGCGCACAGCUGAGAAAUUUGCAGAAAAAGAGGAGGCAGUUAUUGAGGGCGAACCAAAAGUUGUCAAAGCUCGAGGAAAAAAUGCAGUUAAAGUUGAUCAGUCAAAAGAAGAAGAAGAAGAAGAAGAAGACGAAGAAGAAGUGGUACAAACACGUAGAGGACAGAAAAAGUUGGCGGAUGUCGCUAUAAGUGCGAAGGCAGCAAGCAGAGGCAGCCGUGCAAAAAAGGCUGCAGCUAGUAAGGUAACAGAAGAACCGGAAGAAGCAGAGAUUGAGCAAGCAGAUAAAGCCGAAAAUUUAGCUAAUGCUCAGGGAGAAAUUUUUGAAUCUCAAUCAGACUCUGAAGAAAAUGAAGUUACAGACGCGUUGCAAGAAAAUGGAAAUACCGAACAUGGUGAACAUGAAUCAGAGGAACCAAAGGCAACUAAAAAGGGAAAAGGAAGACAGCCUGUAAAGAAGGGGAAAGUUGUGUUCAAGACUAAAUCCUUUGACACCGAAUCCACUGAUGAUGAUGCUAUUAAUUCACCAGUUGUGGAUCAGGCUGAGGGUCAUUGAUGUGUAUCAAGUUGGGAUCCAAAAAGCGAGUUUUUGCACUGAUAAAACAACGAAUUACCUGCUAACCCAAUUACUAAAUUUAAAUAUUAAAUAUUAGUUACCCUUAUACAUUAUCUUAAUCUUUAAGGCUAGGCAAGGUUCUUUAUUACUCGCGAAGUCACUUGUCCACAUUUUUUUCGUUUACUGUGUCUUUUAAAAAUAAUUCGAUUUUUAGAUACUAUUCAAUAAUUCCAAUGAAGGAAAUGUACAGCUGAGCUGUAACAAAUUGAAGAAAAAAAAUAAAAUAACGACAUUCCGUGUAUAAAAUUAUUUGUAACUGCAACAUUGGAUGAAAAGAUGAAUACGUGACUCAAAAUUACGUUGUUGUUUCUAAUAUCUGUACAAGUAAUUACCAUUAUUUUUAUUAUCAAGUUACUCGACAAUGUUUCGGGUAAACUGAUUGUCUGUGCUUUUGUAUAUAAAUAACUAAGUCAAUGAUAUGUCAUAGUAUAACCUCUUACUUUUACUUUCACUUCUCAAAAACUACUGUUUUUGACUUUAACUGUAUAUCCUAAAAUUAAAAUGAGUAGGUAUCAAAAUGGCACUGAAUGCUGUAUAGAGUAGCUGUACGUCUGUCUGUGUGUUAAAACUAGCUAAUCCUGUCAAUUAAUAAUUGUAAGCUUGGAUACUAUAAUAACAACAUUAGCUAUUGUUGUCAAUUAACUACGCUGCCUUAAAGGUUUAUCAAACCAAAUCUGUUAUUGUUUGCGGUGUAAAUAGUCUAGAACAACGGAUAUGACUUGUCAACUCAUAGUGAUACCUAGUAAGACAUAUGUAUAACAGGAAAACCAUGUGUCAAUACGUUACGUCACUGAUUGCAUUUAUUUUUUUAAAUAAAUUGUUAUAAAAUUAA